CCACCACCAACCCUGCCUGUGCUGCCUUCUGCCUCCUCUGCCUUUUCAUUUGUACUUCUAUCUUCAUCCCCUUCAUUCUGUCCUUUCAGUACCACCAUCCUCCCUCCCAUUUCCGUAUAUAUAUCUCUCACUUUUCUGAUCAGUUCAACAGAUAGAGAGAUGAGACAGGAUCCGUCCUCAAAGCAAGGAAUAAUUAACGAGCAGAACUCAGGAAUAAUGGAAACAACAGAAGAAGAACCUCAUCAUCGCCAUCAUAAUCAUCAUCAUCAUAAGCUAAAGCAGCAGCAGGCAGAUCAUCUUCACCAUCAAGACCAACAACCCCAUCUCUCCGGCGCUUAUAUCCGCAGCCUCGUUAAACAGUUAACCUCCUCCAAAACAACCUCCAAAGACCCAUCUCCACCGCCACCGCCACCGCCGCCGCCCAUCAACAAUAACCCCACCCUGCAGAACCACUCACGACCUCCUUCUUCCCUUACCCCCAAAGCUGGAGAAGAAGGGUCCGGCGAGUCCACCGCCCCACAACCCACUCACAAGAAACAAGUCAGGAGGAGACUUCACUCCACCAGACCUUACCAAGAAAGGCUCCUAAACAUGGCCGAGGCUAGAAGGGAAAUCGUCACCGCCCUCAAAUACCAUCGAGCUACCAUGAAACAACAAGAAGCCAAUCAUCAAAACCACCACCACCACCACCAACAAACAGAGCCACCACUCCGACCACUAUCCCCCUUUCCAUCUCUCGAACAAGCAGAAUCCAAAAUUAGGUCUCAUAGAAACACAAGAAUUUAUCCGUCGAGCGUCAGCAGUGCUGUCGGCCGCGACCCCAAUAUUCCUACCGACAUAUACAACUUCGAAUUCUCCUACCCAUCAUCUUGCUUUUACCCUUCUCCUCCUCCUCCUCCUCCUCCGGCGACCCUUCUUGCUCCACUGCCGCUCGCCGAAAAUCUCAACCUCGCCCUCCCUAACCAAACGCUAGGCCUGAAUCUAAAUUUUCACGAUUUCAGCAAUUUAAGCACCAGUCUGUCCCACCCCUCGAUUUUCUCGCCGUCCCCUUCACCAUCUCCAUCGACACCUUCUUCUUCUUCCCCCUUUCCGACGGCAGCGGCGGGCGGUGGUGAGUCCGGCGCGAUGGGCGGAGGAGGGGGAUUGCAUCAGGCGAUGGACGAGGAGGAGAUGGCGGAGAUAAGAUCUAUAGGAGAGCAGCACGAGAUGGAGUGGAAUGACACGGUGAACUUGGUCACGUCGGCAUGGUGGUUUAAGUUCUUGAAGAGUAUGGAGUUUGGGACGGAGGCGACGGUUGAAGAUGAUAAUAAUUAUCCAUACCCAUUUGAAGAGUUGGUGGAAUUUGAAUUUCCAAAUUGGUUGAGUGCCAACGAAAGGUACAGCUUGCAACAACAACAUUUGGAGUAUGAUUUGCAUGAAUCUGCCUUGCCAUGCAUGGACAUUGGAGAAAUUGAAGCAGUGGAUGGGGAAUGGUUAUCGAUCCUAAAGCGGGACUUAACAUGGUCGACCCUCCAAGUAAGUCAUCAUACUCUACACUAUCUCAACCCGGCGAAACUGAAUCCACUCUUAAGCUCGGAACUGGCUGCUACCUCACCUAACCGGCCCCUUCAACCCAGCGUACUAGAUAAUUGCAUCGUCUCUGAGCACGGUUAG
Molecule: messenger RNA, 1653 nt
Organism: Malania oleifera
Lineage: Eukaryota; Viridiplantae; Streptophyta; Magnoliopsida; Santalales; Ximeniaceae
Product: formin-like protein 14
Exons: 3
Coding region: 160-1653 (497 amino acids)
Source: RefSeq, a predicted model, not a curated record